This is a messenger RNA of Magallana angulata, 1923 nucleotides long. RefSeq lists its product as uncharacterized. NCBI's taxonomy places the organism in Eukaryota, Metazoa, Mollusca, Bivalvia, Ostreida, Ostreidae. The transcript has 12 exons. The coding region runs from base 172 to 1602 and encodes 476 amino acids. The record is from RefSeq and is a predicted model, not a curated record.
UUAGAAAUCGGGCUCGGCAUUAAUAACACACCUCUAAGUAAAACAAAAGAGUUCCGUUACUUGUUCAAUCAUAACAUUGGGAAAGCAUGCCAUUUUAAUAGCCCUUGAAGAUUACAGAAGGUUGAAGAAGAAUGGUUGCUUGAUCCUCCUUAUCUUCGAUUGAAAUUUGAUAUGAAGAGGAAGAAGAAACUGCUACUUAUUUGGCCAAUUUUGUUGCUUUGUAUUUUCAAAAGAUGUCAAGGGCUGUGUCCUACAGACAUCAGCUGUGGAUGGAAGUCUCAAUGUCUUAAUGGAAGCUGUCAGUGCUCCCCUGGAUAUACACUGCACUCCAACCAACAGGACUGCCAAAAUGUAAGUUGUUCACUUCAAGACUGCCUGGAGUGUGGUGCUAAUGGAUGUCGCAGGUGUACAAAUUUUCUUGAUGAAGAAACACUUAACUGUUUGGAGAAAUGCAAUGGACAAGCGCAGAAGUUGAAACUGCCCCAUCUCCAGGGAAAUAUAUGUAAAAGGUAUGAAAAUGACACUGCCAAUAUCAACAUCAUUAUAGGAGUUGUAGCAGGUGUUUCAGCUGGAAUUUUACUGUGUGUGAUCGUAGGCAUCAUAUUUUAUUGUCAUCUGAAAAGAACAAGGAAAAAAAUCAACUUGCAUCAGAAACAUUACAAGGCUGGAAACAUGCAGGCAGGCACCCACACCACUAUACCUCUAUAUGACAACAAAGGAUUUGAACCAGACUCAGACAUGCUACAGAAGAGUGUGGUAGAUAAGGAGGUGUACUUGACAGAGCUGGAUAAGCUGAGACCCCAGGCCCCCUCCCUCCUGACCCUCCUCAAUCACAUCAGACAGAAGCUCAGAGCCAUGGACCCCCAGGAUGCCAGAGUUUCCACAUACAAAGGAGUCAUUCAUCAGUUGUGUCGAGUGCUAGUAUUGGUCCAUAAGAAAGACCCUGGAGCCAGUAUUCCAUCUGAUGCUCUUGGCCUUCUUGAGUGGGCUACUCAGAUGCUGGAGGAUCAUCAGCUGGGAAAUCAGGAGCAGAAUGGAUCAGGUGAUUCUGCUGAGGCAGGUGAAAGCAAAAUAUCGUACAUAGAUGUUCCAGAUAAACAACAGAACCAUCAGUAUGCAGUUCCCAAUGUCACGCGGGCCGAGAGUGAUAGCAAUAUCGCCUCUCAUGCUAGCUACUACAGCAGUGCCCCAGUGCCAGUCGAAUAUCAUAGCCACACAUUGCCUUCUUACGCAAAAAUUCGCAAUUCUGUCUCAACUCUUCUUCCUGAUAAAAAUAGGACCAAGAAAGAAACUGUCCAAAAACUCACUCAAAAUCCAAUAAGCAGUUCUAAGAGUAAUGAUUCAUCACUAGGUUACUUCAGAAACGGUCAUUAUUAUGACCCUGGUCCCAAUCCAGAAGUCUAUGCCCCUGCCAGUUCUUACAGUGAUCGAAGCACCAAGCUUCUGUCCACAUUCCAGUCAGAUCUUAGGAGAACACCGUCCAUUUCUUCAUCUGUGUCGUCUGCUGGAGGAGUGGCAAGAGAUGAUGCUGACGACGAGAGCGUUAAUAACGAUCCACUUCCUUUUGAUCCGAAAGAUGCCACGGAGCCAGUGGAAGUUUAAGUAAUCCAUUUCCAGAAAAGCAGCACACAAAAGUUUUAUCGUCCCAUUUCUUGAAAUGGUCAGCCAUUAAAGUACAUGUAGGAUAGUCAAUGUGAUCAGACAUUAACAUAUCAAAGUGUGGGUGCUUUUUGGGGGUAAACUUUUUGCAUUUUUUUUUUACAAGCAAUAACAUGGUAUACAUGUAUUUUUCUCCUUUUCUACAUUUUUAAAAAUUCUUUUACUGAUCCAUUUAUGUUUUUAAAAUCAAGUUCCUAUUUUAGACUUGAAUUCUAUGGGUAUUUUUAAGUUUAACUUUGUUUUCAAUAUGGUUGUGUUGCAUCU